UCCCGCUAAAAUUGACAUCGUGUUGAUAAAAGUAUAAAAAAAAGUGACUAGUGGGUAAGUACUUACUAGCAGGGAUACUUGGAUGUAUUGUUGUAUUCAUUAGGUACAAGAGAACUAAACAGUGAACAUUAGGAAUAACUUCAAAUUAAAGUGUUGACGGAUUAAUUCGAUUUGCUGGCUAUUGCACAGCAAGUAUUUGCUGUGUCAGUUCAUUACAUUAAAAAAUUCAUUAUCAAUCAACAUCAGUGCUCAACUAAAUAAUGCCAAGAAACGUAGAGAUCAAAGCACGCGUUAAAGACUUGGAAGUGGUCAGACAGCGGAUUUUGGCAUUAAGGUCAAAUGCUGCCUACGACGUCCAUCCUGAUUCCUUGAUAAUUAAGCAAAAAGACUCAUUUUUUAAUUUACCAACUGGAAAAUGUGGCAAAUUGAAACUCAGAAAAAUGGGUAAACUUCAAGAACUAAUUUAUUAUAACCGAGAAGAAAGCUCUGGACCAAAGUUAAGUUCUUAUAAUAAAUGUGAAGUAAACGAAGAUUUAGAAAAAGUGCUUACAAAUGCUUUGGGUACGUGGGGAAUCGUGGAAAAAGAAAGAAAAUUGAUAAUGGUUGGCCAAACAAGAGUACAUUUUGAUAGUGUUGUUGGUCUUGGGGAUUUUGUAGAAUUAGAAGUAGUUUUGAAUGAUAGCCAAACAGUUGAGGAUGGACAAUCAAUUGCCAAAGACCUGAUGUCUCAUAUGGGAGUUGAAGAUGAAGAUUUGAUAUCUGUGUCGUAUGUUAACAUGCUUGUCAAAAAUAAAUAAAAAAAUAUUUCUAUGAUGCCCAAAA
Aphis gossypii (cotton aphid) is the source of this 822-nucleotide messenger RNA. RefSeq lists its product as uncharacterized. The record is from RefSeq and is a predicted model, not a curated record. The transcript is spliced from 4 exons. The coding region runs from base 261 to 797 and encodes 178 amino acids. NCBI's taxonomy places the organism in Eukaryota, Metazoa, Arthropoda, Insecta, Hemiptera, Aphididae.